AAGAUUGGGCAUGUGGGGCCGUGCCUGCAGGAUCCAGCCCGGGCCGACACCUGCACCGUUCACAAGUCCGAGUUCUGGAGCUCCUAUCGGAUGAACGUCACCGAGGUGAACCCGCUGGGGUCCAGCUUCCGCCUCCUUGACAUCACCAUGCAGGCGAUCAUUAAGCCAGACCCUCCGGAAGGCCUGGUGGUGGAGCCCGUCCCCCGGGCACCGCGGCGGCUCCAGGUGAGCUGGAGGUACCCCACAUCCUGGCCCAAGGAGCCCCACUUCCAGCUCAAGUUUCGGCUCCAGUACCGGCCUGUCAUCCACCGCUCCUGGUCCGUGGUGGAGACGGUGAACCUCUCCGAGGUGAUCACAGACGCCUUCGCAGGGCUGGAGCACGUGGUGCAAGUCAGUGCGAAGGAUUUCCUGGAUGCGGGGAACUGGAGCGAGUGGAGCAUGGAGGCACGGGCGACGCCUGUCAGAGACCCUGCCACCGUGGCGAGUGAAGAAACCACUACAGAUGCCAGCCUGGAGAGCCUGGCUGAGGAGCCCUCGCGGGCUCCCAAUCCUGAGCCCAUUAAUCGGAGCGACCCCCUGGAGAAGAUGGCCAUCCUGGUCUCCCUUGGGAUCUUUGCCUUCUUCAUCCUGGCUGCCGUUCUGGUCAUCACCAUCCUCGUCUGGCUCCGGGUGAGGAAACACGGCAAGGACGAGACCAAACCCCACAACUUCUUGGUUGCUGCCACCCACUUGAAGGCUCUGCCGAAGGCCCAGAUCUUGUAGUGAGCCCUGGAUGUUCCCCUGUCUGAGCACUCACUCACCCGCCUAUGGGACUUGACACCACUGUUGGCCCCAGAAGGGCUCCCCACCGCACGGAGCAGGGCCUGGCUUUGGACAUUGCCUGAGCGCCGGCACCGUUGGGGCACACGAUGGACCCUAAGGGGAGAGGCUGUGCUUUGAGGAGCUUAGGGCUGCCCGUGCCCGCCAGGAACUGGCUGGAGACAUCUCGGACUCAGUGCGACGGGCCAGUUCCCACCACCGGGCACUGCUAUACAACAUGGGGGUGGGGCACCGAGCCAGCCCCACUUCGCUGCUUAGUGCCACAUGGAAGAGGACAGUGGGCGCAGGGUGCCAGGGGUGUUGGUCUGUGGGCAUCGGUGACCGUGCGGUGCUGAGCUCUGCCGGCCUCCCUGGCCCAUCGCACCCCCACCAGCCAUCAGCAGGCAGAAGCGCCCCCCCAUCCCUCUGCCCCUCGCCCCCACGCUGUGGCAGGACGGAGCAGUGAUCCCAAUAAAGGGGGCAGUGUUGGCGCUGCCUGGGCCAGA
Messenger RNA from Struthio camelus australis, 1304 nucleotides. Lineage: Eukaryota; Metazoa; Chordata; Aves; Struthioniformes; Struthionidae. The record is from RefSeq and is a predicted model, not a curated record.